AUUUAGAUUAAGUUUUCUAAGUGCAUUUGUUGCGAGCAGCAGAUCGAUCAUUUAGUCUUUUUUCUUUUAUAUCAGUAUAAACACUAUAGUAAAGUAAUAUGGCAGACGAAGAAGAUCCAUGGGGUUUCGACGAUGGCGGCGAGGAAGAGAAGGCGGCUUCAUCGAAUCAGGCAUCGAACGCGGGAACUCCGGCCCCACCCUCCAAAGCACCGAGUGUGGCAUCCGAUCACAAGGCUGACAGCGUAGUGGCAGGCACUCCGGCUGGGGAGGAGGCUGCUCCUGAAGAAAUCGAAGAAAUCAAAGCGCCACCACCUCCGCCAGAAGACGAUGGCUAUAGGAAACCAGUGCAACUGUACCGACACUGGGUCAGGCCGAAAUUUCUCCAAUACAAAUAUAUGUACAACUACAGAACCAAUUAUUAUGAUGAUGUAAUUGAUUAUAUUGAGAAAAAACAAACUGGAGUGGCAAGAGAGAUACCCAGACCUCAGACGUGGGCAGAACGUGUCCUGCGCACACGAAAUAUCAGUGGCAGUGACAUUGAUUCCUAUGCACCAGCAAAGAGGGAUAAACAAUUAAUUCAAACACUGGCGGCCUCGAUAAGAACUUAUAAUUACCACACCAAGGCAUACAUUAACCAAAGGUAUGCCAGUGUCCUUUAGUAAGUGCACUUAAAUGUAAUAAUAGAACCGUUAUAAAGGAUGAAUACUCGUAGCUAUAUAAAUUAAUAACAUUUUUAAAAGAUCUAUACAUAUAGUCAGUCAGUAAGCGUUUGUAUAUCUGCGCAUCUCCAAACUCUAAUAUCGGCGUUAUAUAUACAUAUAUAUCGAUGUUAAUAACGCCCGAUAACACACUUUUCAAUAAACAAAGAAUAUAUUUUGUAUAUUUUCUUAAACCAGUAAUUUCUGUUAAUAUAUUGUUAUAUAUAUGUAUAUAUUUAUA
This is a messenger RNA of Drosophila eugracilis, 939 nucleotides long. RefSeq names its product flightin. The record is from RefSeq and is a predicted model, not a curated record. The transcript is spliced from 4 exons. Lineage: Eukaryota; Metazoa; Arthropoda; Insecta; Diptera; Drosophilidae. The coding region runs from base 99 to 659 and encodes 186 amino acids.